CAAAGUCAUCGAAUCUGGUCUCUACACGUGGCAGCUUCCUUUCUACCCACGAACCCCUUCUUCCUGUAUAAAUGCUUAACUAAAACUCAGCUUCACUUUAUCUCAUCUCCGACCCUCUCUCUAGCUGCUUAUAGGAAAAUCCCCUUGUUUAAUUUCUUCCCAAAACAAGUAGUAGUUUUUGUUGUAUUUGAAAAGGAGGAGGAAAAUAAAAUGGGAGCAGCCACCUGCUUGGAAAUCAUCCUGGCCAUCAUCUUGCCUCCUCUGGGUGUUUUCCUCCGUUUUGAAUGCAAGGUGGAGUUUUGGAUAUGUCUGUUGCUGACCAUAUUGGGGUACCUCCCUGGAAUUCUCUAUGCUAUCUAUAUCCUCACCAGGUGAACAAACCUGAGGUGGAGAAGAGGAGGUAUCCAAUGACUUGGCCGACGGUUGCUGAUUUAAUUGGCGUCUCCACAGAUUAUUUCGUACUACUUUCAUUCUGUUGUUGGAAAAAUUUGUGUUCUCAUUUAGUGGGUUGAGGCUGUGACUGGUGUUUUUGUUUUAUGAUUAUAAGCUGGGUUUGUGAUUGUAAAUUAAUUAGCUUUGUCUUGAAAAUAAGGAAAAUUGUGCUCAGGAGUGUUUUGGAUUA
This is a messenger RNA of Rhododendron vialii, 622 nucleotides long. Its product is annotated as hydrophobic protein RCI2B-like. The record is from RefSeq and is a predicted model, not a curated record. Bases 211 to 375 code for a protein of 54 amino acids. The transcript has 3 exons. Lineage: Eukaryota; Viridiplantae; Streptophyta; Magnoliopsida; Ericales; Ericaceae. Gene Ontology annotation, cellular component: membrane.